AUGAUUGUCAGGGAAUCAAACAGGCCGAAAGCCGAUGCGAGUCCAGCGAAAUGGCCACCCAAAUCGCCUUUCGAAGCUCUCCAGAGCUCCCCGCGAGGUCGGAAGAGGAUCGAGGAAGCUCGCGAGCGCUUCAAUGUUUCCCCCUCCCCUUCCCCAACGAAACGGUUACCCAUUGCCCAACUAGAGGCCGAUCUGGAGGAUGAAGAUGAUGAAGAUGAGGAGACGCUGCAGUUGAAACUUCAAGCCAUCGAAGCCAAGCUGAAGUUGAAGAGAUUACAAGCCGCAAGAGCGAAAAAACGGGAAGCGGCGUCACAAAGUAGUGAUGAUAGGUCAAUAUCAAGAACAUCCUCGCGACCAAGUACGGUUACUGGACUACACCGAGAUCCUUCUUCUAUAUCAGCUGGAUCGAGCCUCGUUACAGACUCAAGAUCAACCUCUUCUAGAUCUUUCGUCCAAGUUCCAUUGUCGCCAGUGAAGAAGGAACAGACUCCAGUGGAAGCUGCCUCUCCAGCCCGACGGCUUGGAAUUGAUAAAGGACUACGCGCAGAAGAUGUAUCAUUGAAGCGAGCAGCAAGCUCCAAGUUCGGUGGUACAAUACCCAGGUCUUCCGACAAGCAUGGGAUCUCUAGGAGCAGAUCUAUCACCGGAAAUACAGCUUCAUCGACCCAAGAACGACCGAAGUCUUUCAGUGAGAGAAUAGCGGAAGUCCGUCGUCAGGAGAAAACCAAGGAAGAUCGAGAAGCACGUUUUGAGAGGGCUAGGAGCCAGGGGUUUGGUUUGAAGCAGCUUAUGGAUGAGGUCGGGGAUAAGGAAGCCAGUUUACGGUCUCAAUCAUCGACAUUAACCGCAAAUAGUCAGCAUGAAAGAGUGUCCACAACAUCAGGGUUCCGAGACUUGCCAACGCCCGCUUCGUCAUUUGAGCGAGGACGACCGGAAGGCCAUGCACCGGCUGCACCAACACCUUCCAUGACGGCGCCAGGGCGAACACAACAAGAUAAUAUCCAUGCAAAUGCAGCAUCUGAAUCAGGGUCGAGCGAGGAGAUCUCAACAUUCGAUCCCUUCACAUCUCUCCACUUGACCAAGCGCGUCACACCGCAUGCAACCGUCCAACGGCUCCUCACACCGCACUCAACCUUCACGAUUCCGCAACUCCUUGCCACCGUUAAGGGCCCAGAUUUCGACCCACCAGAUUGCCCAAACGAUUCCUAUGUCGUGCUCGCCGUCCUUGCAAAAAAGUCCACCCCACAGGACCACAAGAAGCGUGGAGGCGUCAGCGUUGGUGCCCUAGCAAACAACAGCACAAAUGGCCAUGGCGAAGGUGACGGUGAAGGCGCUGGCCGGAACAAAUUCAUGGUGCUGAACCUCUGUGAUCUCAAAUGGGAGAUCGACCUCUAUUUAUUUGGUGCGGCGUUCAACAAAUUGUGGAAGCUCACACCAGGCACCGUGAUCGCGAUCCUCAAUCCUGAUAUCCUCCCUCCGCUGCCCCAUCGGAAAGACACGAACGCAUUCAGUCUCAAGCUUGCCGGGAAUGAAGACACCGUCGUCGAGAUAGGUACCUCCCGCGAUCUCGGCUGGUGCGAGUCCCGGAAAAGUGACGGCCAACUUUGCGGUAGCUGGAUCGACAAGCGGAAGACGCAGUUCUGUGAAUACCAUAUCAACUUACAAGUCGACAAAGCGCGGCGCGGCAGAAUGGAGAUCAAUGGCAUGGGACGCACGCCCCAUUUUGGUUCUUCCGGUGGCGGUGGGGGCGGCGCUGGCAGAGGCAUGUUCGGCGCCUCCAAAAGCACGUUCGGAUCCGGGCAAUCCAGGAACACCGGGCUACUCCCCGGCAGCAAGGUCCAUGACCGAAGUACGGGCACCACGCUCUACAUGGCACCGGGAAUGGGUUCCAGAAACUCUGGUCCUCCACGCGGUGGAAGAAAGAAACCGGAGGAAAACAGAAGCGUUUUCGAGGAUCCAUUCAUCGGCACUCUUACGUCCUACAAUGAACGAGGGCCGUCCCGAGAGGAACUGGCGAAGAAGCGAAAGGUAGCGCGCGACAAAGAAAGAGCCCUCGCGUCGAGUUUAGGGAAGUUAGGCGCCGGGAUGGGGAGUCAGUACUUGCGAAUGCGGGAACCUGGAGCGGAAUCCACUGAUGGCGGGGAGGCCAUGGUAGGCAAUGGGGAGAAAGAACCCUUAGAUAAUACCGGUGGCGCCGAUGCGGAAGCCCUUGGUCUACUCGGCAACAAAGCGAGCGAAAUCCGGCUCAGUCCUGGGCGCGGGAAGCGGAAGCGGGCAGACGGAUCGGAGCCGAUGGGCUGGGGCGGGGCGAAAAAGAGCGACUGGUUGGAUACGUCGCGACCGAAGCCACCGAGCAAAGCAAAGCCUGAUAGCGGCCCUCGCAAUGAAGAGAUGUCACCGAGGAAGCGGGCGCGGUUUUUGUUGGAGACGAAGGGCAUACGGAUACCUGGACGGGAGAGUCUGGGGGUGCCAGGCACGAACGUUGACGACGAUGAUGACUUGGAGAUUGUGUAG
Molecule: messenger RNA, 2514 nt
Organism: Eremomyces bilateralis CBS 781.70
Lineage: Eukaryota; Fungi; Ascomycota; Dothideomycetes; Eremomycetales; Eremomycetaceae
Exons: 2
Coding region: 1-2514 (837 amino acids)
Biological process (GO): DNA replication initiation; DNA replication
Cellular component (GO): nucleus; replication fork protection complex
Molecular function (GO): DNA replication origin binding; single-stranded DNA binding
Source: RefSeq, a predicted model, not a curated record